This is a messenger RNA of Fonticula alba, 2064 nucleotides long. RefSeq lists its product as hypothetical. The record is from RefSeq and is a predicted model, not a curated record. Gene Ontology annotation, cellular component: membrane; nucleus. NCBI's taxonomy places the organism in Eukaryota, Rotosphaerida, Fonticulaceae. The transcript is spliced from 5 exons. Gene Ontology annotation, molecular function: aspartic endopeptidase activity, intramembrane cleaving. The coding region runs from base 322 to 2046 and encodes 574 amino acids. Gene Ontology annotation, biological process: protein processing.
CUCCCCCUCCUCCUCUUCCUUUCCCCCACUUUUCUCCGCUCCGGCCCCCGGUCUGUUGCUUGGCCGUUGCCAGUGAGUUUGUGCUUCCUCUCAGGUCCUUAACACAAGGACGCACGGGUGAGUGCGCAUCCGAUCGCAGGUGCCCUUGCUCAUCCCCAGGCGCAUCAGCACACAGGCCCACCCCUUUGGCCAAGACCCUUGCCCGGUUGCCGGCCAUCGCGUCUGCUUAAUUGCCCCUCAGCCCGAGGCUCCCCCUCUCCCGCCUCUGCCCUCCCUCCGACCCUUCUGCCCUCCCUUGCGCUUUCUAUCCGACCCCCGGGCAUGGCCGACCCACCCGGUGCUGGCGACCCGCUGGCCGGCCGCCGGCCAGUCCACCCCACUGGCCAGGGCGAGGUGCUCUAUGACGAUCUGUCCUUCGAGGGGAUCGGCGCGGCAAUCAACAACAGCCGCCUGGGGCCCGGGCCGCCGGCCGACCCGCGCGUGGUGCCCCUGUCGGAGUACACCGCCAGCGAAGAUCCACUGUCCGGACCGAUGCCCGGGGCCGCCGAAUCGGCCGACAUGCAGCAGCCAUCGCCCACGGACUCCUCGGGCCAGGACCCGGGCUACGGGGGGACCGUCGACUCGACGGAUCAGCUUUUCGUCGCGCCGCUGGUCCUCGAUGACGAGGAGGAUCCCGGACAGACGCAGCCCGGCGAGGAACCUGGCGCCGAUGGCGGUGACGGCGGCGGCGGCGGUGGCAUGACUGUUGAGGACGUUCGACACUACGUUCGCCAGAUCGACCACAUCUUCCGGCCGGUGCUGAUAUGCAUGUGCCUGGUCAUCUGGUGGGUGAAGGUGGAGGCCGUGAUGCGUGCCGACACGGAUGGCAUGCGGCUUUUCGGCUUCUCCACGGUCGAAACCGGCGACAACAUUGGCGGCUUCAUCAUCGACGCCAUCAUCAUCAUCUCGGCGGUCAUCAUCAUGACCAUCAUCCUGGCGGUCAUGUUCUGGUUUGGCCUAUUCAAGAUCAUCUUCGGAUACCUGAUUUUCAGUACCGGCGUCUUGCUUGGUGGCAUGGGCGCCUUGUUUGCCAUCUCGCAAUCUUUGGCACUCAAUAUCCCGAUGGACUAUAUUACGAUUGUCUUUGCAGCAGUCAACUUUGCCGUCGGCGGCUUGGUCCUGGUGUUUUAUUGUUCGCACCUGCGCCUGCAGCAGGCGUACCUGACGGUCAUGAGCGCGCUCCUGGCUUGGUCCCUCACGCGCAUCAACGAGAUCACCACCUGGGUGUUGCUCGGGCUGCUGGUCAUCUGGGAUAUCAUCGCCGUGCUGACGCCCUGUGGCCCGCUGAAGCUGCUGAUUGCAGCCAGUCGCCGCCACCAGAAGGACAUCCCGGCGCUUUUGUAUAGUGUCACCAUGGUGUGGUUCAUGGCUCACGAUCCGGAGCAUGGGAUCCUUGGUGGGGGCAAGUCGAGCGACGCCUCGCCGGUCGACUCGUCGGACGAGGUGCUCGCUCCUGUCCGGACGGGGGGCCGCCACGGGGGGAAUGGAGGCGGCCGCCGGCGCCAAUCCACCCCCCCACGAGGGGCCCUGCUCACCGAUGAGGGAGUGGAGUUGCACGAUCUGACCGGCCCGGUGCCGGCCAGUCCUGAACAUGCCCCCGCCUCCGAGGGGGACCUCCGGUCCGGCACCGAGGCCGAAGCGGCCGAUGUGGAUCCCCAUUUGGCGGAUGCCGAUCCGGAUGCCGCCGACACCGGGGCCCAGGAAGAUGAGGACGCCCCCCCGGCCGAGGCCAAGGCGCGCGACGGCCUCAAGCUUGGCCUUGGGGACUUUGUUUUCUACAGCGUCCUCCUGGGCCGCGCGGCCCUGUCCGACUGGACGACGACGGUCACUUGCCUGGUGGCGGUGUCAGCUGGCCUGAUGUCCACCAUCUUCCUCCUUGCCUUCUUUCGGCGGGCCCUCCCUGCCCUCCCGAUUUCCCUGGUCCUUGGCAUCAUCUUUUUCUUCGUCACGCGGGCUGUCAUCACUCCGUUCGUGCUGGAGCACGUUUCUGGCGUGGUGGGCCUGUGAGAGACACGCACACAUAAA